Molecule: messenger RNA, 867 nt
Organism: Rhopalosiphum maidis (corn leaf aphid)
Lineage: Eukaryota; Metazoa; Arthropoda; Insecta; Hemiptera; Aphididae
Product: bleomycin hydrolase-like
Exons: 6
Coding region: 1-867 (288 amino acids)
Biological process (GO): L-homocysteine catabolic process; response to toxic substance; proteolysis
Cellular component (GO): cytoplasm
Molecular function (GO): cysteine-type aminopeptidase activity
Source: RefSeq, a predicted model, not a curated record
AUGGUGUACAAACGAGUGCGCGGUACGAUAUUUUGUAGAAUUACGAAUAUUAUAUUGACUAAAAUCAAAAAGCAGCGAAAAAUAACUCUGACGCAGUUGAAACGAAUAUUGUGCUCGAAGUUCGGCAAUAAUUUCUUUCGCAAACAGAAUCAUAAAUACAUACUACUGAAUGUCAUGGAAUAUUUGUUGUACACGAAGAAAUUGUCCGUAAGUGUUGGUUCGACUACAGAUGAACACGACAGUAUGGAAACAGAAGUUACAGUUAACAAUAGUGAAUUAAUAAUAUAUUAUAAUGUUGUUACGAACGAAUUGUUGUCAAAGUUCAAUGAUGCCUUUUUUUCAAAUCCAUCGAAUAUUUUGGCUCAAAAUAUUUGUACUGUGUAUGACCCAUUUCAAAUAACAUUGUCAAGAAAUAGGAUUCAAGACCAAAUAGUUUCUGACAAUUAUUUUUCUACGAGAAUUAAAGGUUGCGGAAAUCCGAUAGGUGAUCAAAAAUAUUCUGGCCGAUGUUGGAUUUUCGCCUGCUUGAACGUAAUACGAGUUCCGUUUAUGAAACAUUAUAAAAUUCCAAAAUUUGAAUUCAGCCAAGCUCACAUGUUUUUCUGGGAUAAGAUUGAGCGAUGCAACUUUUUUUUGAACGGAAUAGUAUCAACAGCUAGAAAUGGCGAAUAUUUAGACUCCAGAAAAGUGAUGCAUCUACUAAAAAACCCCGUUGAAGACGGUGGCUAUUGGAAUAUGGCAGUCAAUAUUAUCAAAAAGUAUGGUCUUAUGCCAAAACUUAGUUUUCCAGAAAGUUAUAAUAGCGAAGACAGUGAAGAACUUAAUUGCAUUUUGAACACUCCGAGAAUUUGCCAUUGUUUUACAUGA